CUCCUCUCUUCCCCCCCGAAGGCGCGGGGCGGCGCCACCCUCCGGCCGGAGCCCGGCACUGCACAGCCCCCUCCGACUUUCGAUGUUCCACACUCCCCGGCCAGAGCCUCCUCGGCGGCUUUUUUUCCCUCCCCCCCCGGCCCCCCCCCCGGCCGCCUCCAUUUCCUCAAGGAAGGGCUCCGCGCUCUCUCCCUCCCCCACAGCGUAGCGGCGCGCGAGCGGGCCGGGCGGGCGGCCGAGAGAUGGAACGAGGAACCUUGGUGGCACGGGGAGCUUUGCAGAAGUUUCCCCAGGAGUAAGUUCACCAAGAUGUCCAGUGAUAGGCAGAGGUCGGACGAUGAGAGCCCCAGCACCAGCAGUGGCAGUUCAGAUGCGGACCAGCGAGACCCAGCCGCUCCCGAGCCUGAAGAACAAGAAGAAAGAAAACCUUCUGCCACCCAGCAGAAGAAGAACACCAAACUCUCCAGCAAAACCACUGCUAAGCUCUCCACUAGUGCUAAAAGAAUUCAGAAGGAGCUGGCUGAAAUAACCCUCGAUCCUCCUCCUAACUGCAGUGCUGGGCCUAAAGGAGAUAACAUUUAUGAAUGGAGGUCAACUAUACUUGGUCCACCAGGAUCUGUGUAUGAGGGUGGUGUGUUUUUUCUGGAUAUCACGUUUUCAUCCGAUUAUCCAUUUAAGCCACCAAAGGUCACUUUCCGCACCAGAAUCUAUCAUUGCAACAUCAACAGUCAGGGAGUCAUCUGUCUGGACAUCCUUAAAGACAACUGGAGUCCUGCUUUGACUAUUUCAAAGGUUUUGCUGUCAAUUUGUUCUCUUUUGACAGAUUGCAACCCUGCGGAUCCUCUGGUUGGAAGCAUAGCCACUCAGUAUUUGACCAACAGAGCAGAACAUGACAGGAUAGCCAGACAGUGGACCAAGAGAUACGCGACAUAAUUCACAUAAUUUGAAUGCAGUGUGAAGGGGCAGAAGGCAUCUUCUCACUGUGCUGCAAAUCUUUAUAGCCUUUACAAUACGGACUUCUGUGUAUAUGUUAUACUGAUUCUACUCUCUGCUUUUAUCCUUUGGAGACUGAGAAACUCCCCAAAAAGGUAAAUGCCACCAAGAGUAGAACUUUGUAGCUGUAGAUUAGUUAUGUUUCAAACGCCUACUUGCAAGUCUUGCUUCUUUGGGAUAUCAAAAUGUAUUUUGUGAUGUACUAAGGAUACUGGUCCUGAAGUCUACCAAAUAUUAUAGUGCAUUUUAGCCUAAUUCAUUAUCUGUAUGAAGUUAUAAAAGUAGCUGUAGAAGACUAGGAAUUAUGUCAUUUGUAUUAAACCCAGAUCUAUUUCUGAGUAUGUGGUUCAUGCUGUUGUGAAAAAUGUUUUACCUUUUACCUUUGUCGGUUUGUAAUGAGAGGAUUUUCCUUUUACCCUUUGUAGCUCAGAGAGCACCUGGUGUAUCAUCUCAAACACAAUAAACAUGCUCCUGAAGGCGUA
This is a messenger RNA of Erinaceus europaeus (western European hedgehog), 1475 nucleotides long. It is a transcript of the gene UBE2E3, whose product is annotated as ubiquitin conjugating enzyme E2 E3. The transcript is spliced from 7 exons. The record is from RefSeq and is a predicted model, not a curated record. Gene Ontology annotation, molecular function: ubiquitin conjugating enzyme activity. Gene Ontology annotation, biological process: protein polyubiquitination. Lineage: Eukaryota; Metazoa; Chordata; Mammalia; Eulipotyphla; Erinaceidae. The coding region runs from base 310 to 933 and encodes 207 amino acids. Gene Ontology annotation, cellular component: nucleus.